Messenger RNA from Podarcis lilfordi (Lilford's wall lizard), 10684 nucleotides. Lineage: Eukaryota; Metazoa; Chordata; Lepidosauria; Squamata; Lacertidae. The record is from the annotation of a GenBank genome assembly.
AUGGAAGAAUCAAACUCUACAGCGGCAUCUGAUGUAGGCCGUUCUGUCUUGAAGGAAUUCGCCACCAUCUCUUCAAAAGGUACCAGUGCCUAUAUAAGAGGCAUGCAAACAAAACGGAAUCGGCUGCUACCAAGUAGAAGACUUUUAAGUAGUCGCUGCCUAGUGGAAGACUUUAAAAUAAUAAUAAAAAACAGUGCUUCCAAGAUAGAAGGGUUAGGGUUGCCAUAUUUCAAGAAGUGAAAAUCAGGGCAAAAAUAAAUGGUUGAGCUUUUUAAAAGAAAAUUCCCGGACAUAUGGCAAGAGCUACAAUUCCCAGAGUUCCCUGGGGAAAGCGUUUGCUUGUCAAGUCGCACUGGGAAUCGUAGCUCGGUGAGGGGGACUCUCAGCACCCUUUAUAAACCACUUCCCAGAAUCCUUUGGGAGAAGCCCAACUGGCCCAGCUGCCCUCGUCUUCUGUGGAAAUAAAGGAAGAGUUUCUGGACCAGGGCGACGCUGCUUUGGAUGUGUGGCAGCAGUGCUUCAGGAGCUACUGCUACACAUGCGGGCAGCCGAGUGACUUCUCUUCCUGAAUGAGGAGAUGCCACAGCCCUGAGGAGAAGAAAUUGCCACUGGGCUUCCCAGCGCUGCAACACUUUCUCCUCUGGGGGGAGAGCUGGUUGAGAAAGAAACUCCUUCACGGCCCCAUCUUGAAUGACAUGAGGGUCUCUGAUUCCUUUGAGCUGCCCUGCUGGAGCUGAUGGUGUUGCAUGCAUCACCUCCAUUUUUAUUCCUGGCUAUUGUAUUAACGCUGGGAAUUGUAGUUUACCCCCCACCCCAAGAGCUAAAAUUCCCAGCAGGCCUUAAUGAAGUGCAGUGCUUUGAGAUACAGCUAGCCACCCUAUAAGCAAAGUAAAAAAUAUAUCUGGAGAUAGCUCAGAGAGUUGGGAAAAAAUCCUGCAUUGUAGAGGGUUGAAUCAUUAGACGGGCCCUUGUGAUCCCUUCCAAUUCUACAAUUCUAUGAUUUAGAAAGAGAGAUGGGGAGACUUGAGGUUCAUUCUCCUCUGAACCACCCCGAAUUUUAACCCUUGAAUUUUGCUUGCUUAAGGUUUCAUUCAGCUUUGGGGAAAUCACAGGUGUCCGUUAUGCAGUUGGAUACUUCAUUAUAUAGCUUUUGGUGAAUUCUGAAGACUCAGCCUUUCCUUUCGACACCUGAGAUAGUGCUGAUUUUUGUAAAAUAUAAAUUUUGACAGUAUUUUUUAAAGUCUUUAAACUGUAUUUCGGAUUGUUGUAAUCCACUUUAGAACCUCAAGUUGAAAGGCCGGUAAUUAAUAAUAAUAAUAAUGCAACACAGAGAACACCCUCAGUCUCAUUCAUGCGCUUCCCAGCUGACCCCUCCUUCUCGGCCCUUUCUCUACUUUCUCUACUAAGCAAUUCUUUUCUUUUACAUUUUCUUUUAAUUUUAAAUUAUGCGCAGGUUUCCCCGCCCCUUUCUUCCCCGCAUGUUUACGCAACCGCAAGAGCAUUUGCGGCGCGCUCAGGAUUCGAACCCAGCGCCCGGCGGAGAUGCAAUCGGCUGGACUUACUUGGACGUUUCUGCGGACAGCUGCUCUCCGUUCCCUCCCCGUGGACUCAAGGGGUUAAGCGGAGAGAGCGCCUGUUCCUAGAGAGGAUCAGAUAAAGAUAUGAGAGAUGGGGAAGUGCAAAAAGAAAAAAGCGAACCUCCUUCCUGUGUGUUCCCCCCUCCCCCGCCCCUUUCUGGAUUUGGGGGGGGGGAUUUAACACCGCCUUGCAGAAAUUUAGGGUUUGCAAGAUUCGCGGAGGCUGCAAUGCAAAGGCUGCAAGGAGCGGGUGAGUGAAAGAGAAGAGGAGGAAACUUGCAUUUUAAGGGGGAAAGAGAAAGAAGAGGUAGGAGAGAUGAGGGGGGGCGGAAAGCAAACCUCUCCCCCCACAAAAUCAAAGGGUCUUCCUUUUGCAGCGCAUCCUCGCAAAGGCCCCUGAGCCCCGCACCCCUUCCCCACUACCCCUAUUCCGUUUAGAUUUGCUGCAGACAAAGAAAUCGAGACGCAGGAGCGGGAGGAUAAACGCCUCUCGUCUAAAUGCGGUGAAUCUGGAAACAAAAGCGGUGUGCAUAUUGUGCACCGAGAAGAUCAGAAGUGUGGUGGUGCUCCAAAAAUCACAGUCCUCAAAUAACACUUGGGUUUUAUUUAUUCAUUUACUUGUUUGUCCAUUCGCUUGUUUAUUUGUUCAUCAUAUUGUCAGUAUUUGCAUAUACUGCCCUCGCCUUCCCCUGCUGUCGGGAAAACGUCUGACUUACUUUCUGCCUGACAGCUUUAGUCUCUGUUGUUGUUGUUGUUGUUGUUGUUGUUGUUGUUGUUAGAAUUAAUAUACCACCCUAUACCUUGGGGGGUCUCAGGGCGGUUUAAACAAUCUUAAAACAUCAAUGUCUUCCCUUCUUCCCUUUCCAUGGUUCAUUUUGCAUAACAUAAAUCCUUGCAUAUUUUACAUAAACUAAACCAUUCGGUGUUCAGUUAUUACAGCCAUCAAAACCUAUUUACACUGUUGAAUUUAUUCUUAAUGCUGCCAGCGUUUUCAGCUGUCCACAGUUAUUUUCCAUCUAUUCAAUAAACGUUUUCCAGUCGUCUUCAAACGUGGCUUCCGGUUUUCAUUCAUAUUCCUAUUGCUUUUUUUAGCUUUCAGAAAGCCGCCUUGGCUGCUCUUGCUUUGAGCAGGAUGUAAAUUGGGUAAAUGAGUCAUACGCCGAUAACAAUACCAGCUACCUUACAGGGUUGUUGCAAAUAAUAAUAAUAAUAAUAAUAAUAAUAAUAAUAAUAGAAUUAAUGUGCAUAAAGUGAGCCCUGGGGUGUGUCAGAUUUAAGCCUGGCUUCUCUGUAGCUAUGUGGCAGGUGUACCUGGACCAGGUAGAAAGAGGAUCAAAAGAAGCGUACAGAGCCUGGGGCAACUGAUGCCAAGAAGACUGAGAAAGACUUAAAACUGUGGGGCAGUUAUAGUGAAGCGAAAGGCGUGGGGCAAGGGAAAGAUUGCCUCCUUUGGGGAGGAAGGGUGAGGUGGAAAUAUUAAUAAUAUACUGAUCUGGGCGGGAGUCUGAAAUCAAAACAAGCACAAAAGUUUAAAGAAAUUAUGGGGGGGGGGGGUAAUAACUUCAGUGUAUGCUCACUUCAAAAUCCCGCACGCCAGGGGUAGCCAACAGGAAUAUCAGCUGUUGGAAACGGCACAAGCACAGAAGCGCCAAAUCGCAAUCCGUGCGUGCGCAGAUGCGGCGCUGCGGGUUGCGAACGUGCUUCCUGCACGGAUCACUUUUGCAACCCGAGCGUCCACUGUAUAUCAAAAUUUGUAUACCGCCCUUCAUCCAUAGAUGAAGUUCAUAACAAAAAAAUGCAAGAUUAAAAAAACACAAAAUACGUAAUAAAAACAAGAACAAAACAAACCAUUAACCCCCCCCUUCCCCUUCCACCGUUGACCUUCCAUCUUGAUUUGCUUGCCUAAAACUUAACACGGUGGUUAGACUAUGCCUGUUCAUUAUUGAGUUGCUGUUUUUUUAAAGGGAGGAUAUAAGGCAAUGAACAUUUGCCCUGCACUUAUCCUGAUUUGCUUGGGGAGCGUUUACACAUCUUCCUGUUGAUUGUUUGUUCACCACCGCUCAUUUUUAAUGUUUUUCUUCAUCUACUUUCCAACCUGCAAAAAGUCUGUUUUUUUAAAAAGUGUGUUUAUUGCACAAGGGUGACAGAAUCCUUAAACCCGCAAUAAUUAUUAUUAUUAUUAUUAUUAUUAUUAUUAUUAUUAUUUAUUAUUUGUACCCCGCCCAUCUGGCUGGGUUUCCCCAGCCACUCUGGGCGGCUUCCAUAGAAACCAAAAAUACACUAAAAUAUCACAGAUUAAAAACUUCCCUGAACAGGGCUGCCUUAAGAUGUCUUCUGAAUGUCAGGUAGUUGUUUAUCGCUUUGACAUCUGGUGGGAGGGUGUUCCACAGGGCGGGCGCCACCACCGAGAAGGCCCUCUGCCUGGUUCCUUGUAGCUUUGCUUCUCGCAAUGAGGGAAUCGCCAGAAGGGCCUCGGCGCUAUAAAUGUGCAAAAGCAGAAUUCUGGGUAUGUGUGUCUCCAAAUACCAACAGUCUGAAUAUGAGCUAACAUGGCUAUGAACACAAAAAAAUGUUGCUUCUGACUGUGUCUGCCUCUUUCCUUUCCCCUCAGCCUUUUCUCUUCCUGAACCUGACAUGCUCUCUCAACUUGACCCUGGAGAAGACCCGUGGGUUCCGGAUCUUUCCGCCAAAAAGGAGAGGGAGAUGCCGUUGGACAGUGGAGAGGGUGAGAGAGCUUAAACAAGCUAAGGGAAAAGAAACCAUUUGUCCUGGAGAGAAACCCCAAAAUCGACUCCCUCCACCUUCUCGGCCUCAUUCCCUUUUAAUAUUUCUUUCUCAGAGUUUCCUUUUUUUAUAAUAUUUUUUAUUAGUUUUAUUAAAUAUUACAAGGUAAAUAGAAAAGGAAAAUCAAAACAAAAUCCAUACAAAACAAUAUAAACACAAUCGUCUGCAUAUUUACCAAAUGCAGACUAAAGAAGAAAAAAGACAACAGAUAAAGGAAAAGAAAAAAGAAAGAGGAAAAAAGAAAGGGGGAAAAACUACUAUCCAUCAAUAAUGCCAAAUACCAAAUCCUAAUUAAAAUAUUAUAAAAGACUUCCGCCACAUUCACCACAUGUCUCUUAAUUUCCAGUUCACCUUUACAUCUGUUCUUCGUUCACUUCCUUUCCUUAAGUUCUUUCAUAGUCCAUCAAUUCUUUGUAUUCUUUAUAUUCUUCACAAGGUUAGUCUAAGCACAACCAAACUUUCGUAUUUGAGCCCUGCUUCUGUAAAUAUUCAGUUAGACAAUCCCAUUGUCUCUGUACCAUAAUUUUGGAUUUGUGCCUUAUUAAGUCCGUCAGUUAACUCCAGAUACUCACAUAGUUUACUUAACCAUUCUCUUUUUGUUGGAAUAGUAUUUCCUUUCCAUUAGCUGGCUGCCAAUAUUCUCGCUGCUGUUGAUGUGUAUACAAAUAUGUUAAUUUUAUCUUUGGGGAUAUCCUUCCCCAAAAUUCCUAAUAAGUAUGAUUCUGCCCUUUUGUUCUAUGAAACCUUUAUCAAUUUUUUAAUCUCUUCAUGGAUCAUAUCCCAAAAAUGUUUAAUCUCUGGCCAUGUCUCUUUUUCAGAGUUUCCUGAUGUGAUCAUAAAGGUGGAACAGGAAGAGGAGCUGUGGCUUCCGGAGAAAUCGGAACAAGGAGCGAAUCCACUUAACUCCUCUCUCCAGGAAAGAGAAACGGUAUCCUCGGGUGAGGAGCAGCCUUAAACCUGCCUUUAUAAUUCAGGGGCAGGGAACUUUUCCCACCUCCGAGGGCCACAUUGCCUCUUUGAGAGCCUUUGAGGGGCCACCUGCCAGCGAUGGGCAGGGACAGAGGAGAAAGUGGGCGGACUAGUGGAUGCGACUGUUAUCAUUGUACAGUAGGCCACGUUCCGGCCACGCAGAAGUGUGUUUGCCUGGCUGGAAUGUGUGGGAUAACGCUUCUUGUUAGUCUGGACGGAGAGAUGUGUGUGGGUAGCUGUGGAGACCCCAGAAUAUUGUUUGGCUGGAAUGUAGCCUAAAACAGAAAGGUAAGAGUCGCACCUGUUGCUCCACCCACUUUUGCCUUUGGCCCCGCCCACCAAUCUCAGGCCCCACCUUCCCCAAAGGUCACCCCCCAAGCGAAGGUGGCUCUCAGAGAGCCAGUGUGGUGUAGUGGUUAAAAGCGGUAGUCUCGUAAUCUGGUGAACCGGGUUCGCUUCCCCGCUCCUCCACAUGCAGCUGCUGGGUGACCUUGGGUAAGUCACACUUCUCUGAAGUCUCUCUGCCCCACUCACCUCACAGAGUGUUUGUUGUGGGGGAGGAAGGGAAAGGAGAAUGUUAGCCGCUUUGAGACUCCUUCGGUAGUGAUAAAGUGGGAUAUCAAAUCCAAACUCUUCUUCUUCUCAGGCUCUUGGAUGGUUGCCGUGAUUCUGUGGUUCUUUGGCUUCCCAAUGGUUAAUAUUUUCACAAUGUUGUGUCCCAUCUUGAGUGAGGGAUGGGAUAAUCCGACUCACGAGAUGCCCUGGGAUUUGUGGGAGAGGUGAAGGGGUCUUCCUGGAAACCCGUUGUUGGAGGUCAGGAUAUCAUUCCGCACUUAGGACAACUUGCACGGCGUAGCGGCUGUUAAGGGAAAUCCUGGUUUAAAUCUCACCUCUGCCAUCAACUUAGUAGCUGGCCUUUAGGCAAGCCACUUGUAUCCCAGCCUCAGUCUUCCCAUCUGUUAAAUGGGGGCGGGGCUUGUUGGGCUGUUUGUAAAGAUUGCAACUAGAUGAUGCAGGGGGAGUGCUUUGGAAAUCGAAAGUCCCGUACUGAAAUCAACAUACUAACAAGUGUCUUCCCCACCAACCAGGGUUUUCUGCUGUGAUAAUCAAGAAGGAAGAAGAUGACGAGCUUUGGGUGGUGUAUCACCAGGGCUCUGAGGAAAACGAAACAUCCCCACCUGCCCACUCAGGUGAGAGGUUUAUUUAGCUAAGUCUGGAUCCCUAAAUAAAAGCACUCUUCCAAGAUAUACGAUACUGUCAUUGCCCCAUACAGAACAACGAAAUUGAAAAAUCUACACAAAACAUUCAAAAACCAACAAGCUUGCUAUCCCAGCUAUCCCAACCUGGUUAGCCCCCUAAAAACUCUGAUACCCCAUUUUUAAAUACAGUAUACUCCCAUAGAGACUCCUUACACUGCAUUUAAAACCAAAAUUGCAUUUGGAUAGAAACUGUUUCUCAGGUGGCUAGUCCUAGUCUUCAUAACCCUGUAGCUUCUUCCAGAAGGCAGAAGCUGAAAGAGAUCAUUUCCGGGGUGCACACUAUCCUGCACUAUCUCUGCAGCUUUCUUAUGGCACCUGGAAGCAUAGAUUUGAUCCAAGGUGAGAAGAGUGCACCCAAUUAUUCUCUCCGCAGUCUUUACAACACUGGACAUUAAAAUAACUGUCAGAGAGACAGGUCAACAAUAUCUACCGAUAUUCUGCUAUUGCAAAAUCGAAACCGCAUUUGUGCCUUGAUUUUCAGCAGCAGCUCUCUCUGCGCCCAACAUGCAGGGCAAGCUUCGAACUGGAAGGAUAAUCUCCAGCGACAGCUGCCUGUAGUGGCUGUUGGAACCAGCGACUACUACAGGCACAGGGGGGCUUCAUAAUAAGCAGGACAUUAACUGCACCUCAGAUACUCACAAAUGUCUCCUCUUUUCUCAUAAUGCUCGCCCCAUCCUCAAAGUGAAGCUAGACUCUUGUUUUACACUUUGGUCUCAGGCACAACUUCUGUGUUUGCUCCAUCAACUGGAAGGGAGUGUAUUUGUGUGGAGUUGUGCACAUGUGUCUCCAAAAACAACAGCAGUGAAGAAAAAGUGUGAUCCUCCUCCAGGCUCUGUGGAAUAGCUUUCUUGUCGAGAUAAUGACAAGUGAUCAUUAUCUGUACUUUCUGGAAACAAUUGAAGACAUUUCUGUUCCAGUGGGUUUUCCCAGUUGAAUGAAUGAGCCCCUUCCCUGGAUGUCUGCUGUUUUGGAUAAAUAUAUCUGUUUGUGUGUGUGUUGCUUUCAACUUUUAAAAGUUGUUUUUAUUGUACGUUGCCUUGAGACCCAUCUGUGGAAAGGGAUAAUAAUAAGUCGUACCUUGGAUCCCAAACGCCUUGCGAUUCAAACUUUUUGGCUCCCGAAUGCCGCAAACCCGGAAGUGAGUGUUCUGGUUUGUGAACAUUCUUUGGAACCCAAAUGUCCAACACGGCUUCCGUGGCUUCUGAUUGGCUGCAGGAAGCUUGGAAGCUGCGCCUUGGUUUCCAAACGUUCUGGAAGUCGAACGGACUUCUGGAACAGAUUCCAUUUGACUUCCACUGUAGUAGUAGCAGUAGUAGUAGUAGUAGUAGAAAUAAUAAUAAUAAUAAUAAUAAUAAUAGUAGUAGUAGUGUUGGAAGGGACUUUGAGGACCAUCUAGUCCAACCCCCUGCAAUGCAGGAAUAUGCAGCUGCCCUAUACAGGAAUCAGAUCUGCAACCUUGGCGUUAUCAGCAUCACACUCUAACCAACUGAGCUAUCCAGGCUAUAAUAAGAAUCCAGGGCCCAAGUACAUAUAGUUGUCUCUAAAAAUUUGACAAAUGGCUCAGAAUGCAGGAAUCUUUUGCCCAAGGUGAGACUCAAACUCGUGACCCUGAGAUGAAGAGUUUUAUGCCCUGCCAACUGAACUAUCUUAUUUGUUGAGCAAAUAUGUUCCACUUGCAUGACAACAUAAGUAGAUUCAUACCCAUUAUUAAGAUAACACAUUGUACAUUUUCCCUUCCCAGUCAAACUUGCUUGUUCACUUGUUCGCUUUCCCUUUAUCCCGACAGAAGAGGGCCAUGGGAAAAGGUGCACGGAGGAGAAAGAGAACAAAUGCUCAGACUGCGGGAAAAGCUUCACGCAGAGGUCUAGCCUCGUGCGACACGAGAAGACGCACACGGGAGAGAAGCCCUACGAAUGCGCAGAGUGCGGGAGGAGCUUCAGCCAGAGGUCGAUUCUGACCCGGCACGAGAGGACCCACACGGGAGAGAAGCCGUACAAAUGCUCAGAGUGCGGGAAGAAUUUCCGCCACAAGUCGGCGCUUCUGAGGCACGAGAAGAUGGAGGCCGGGGAGAGGCCAUACGAAUGUUCUCACUGCGGAAAGGGCUUCAUCCAGAGGUCCAACUUCCUCAUCCACGAGAGAAUCCACACCGGCGAGAAACCGUACCUGUGCUCGGACUGCGGGAAAAGCUUCGUCCAAAGGUGGCACCUGCUGGUACAUGAGAUGACACAUAAGCCCGAACAGCCCUAUCAGUGUACGAAGUGCGGGAAGAGAUUCAACCACAGCCUCAACCUCAUCGUCCACGAAAGGAGCCACGUGGGGGAGAAAGUGUACCCGUGCCCAGACUGCGAGAAGAGCUUCACGCAGAGGUCGAGCCUCGUACGGCACAAGAAGACCCACACGGGGGAGAAACCGCACCGGUGUGCCGAGUGCGGGAGGAGCUUCAGUCAGAGGUCGAUCCUGACCAGGCACGAGAGGACCCACACGGGAGAGAAGCCGUACAAAUGCUCCGAGUGCGGGAAGAAUUUCCGCCACAAGUCGGCGCUUCUGAGGCACGAGAAGAUGGAGGCCGGGGAGAGGCCGUACAAGUGCUCGCACUGCGGAAAGGGCUUCAUCCAGAGGUCUAACUUCCUCAUCCACGAGAGGACCCACACAGGCGAGAAGCCAUACAAAUGCGCCGAGUGCGGGAAAGGCUUCGUCCAGAGGUCGCACCUUCACGCCCACGAGAUAAUGCACAAGGAAGAGGAGUCCUUUCAGUGCUCAAAGUGCGGGAAGAAGUUCAACCACAGCUUGAGCCUCGUCAUCCACGAAAGAAGCCACACGGGAGAGAAACCGUACCCAUGCUCUGUCUGUGGGAAAAGCUUCGUUGACAAAUCGAGCCUGGUCAGACACGAGAGGGCUCAUCGAGGAGAGAAGCCAUACGCGUGCUCCGACUGCGGGAAAAGGUUCAGCUAUAGGUCAGCCCUCCUCAGGCACAAGAAGACCCAAGCGGGAGGGAAGCCAUAUUGGUUUUCGGCCUGUGGGAAAAGCGUCAUCCAGAAAUUGAAGCGCCUCGCGCACGAGAGAACUCACAACGGAGAGAGUCUGUACAAGUGUGCUUACUGUGGCCGGGCCUACAACUUGAAGUACAAGCUCCUCAUCCACGAGAGAGCCCACACCAGGAAGAAACCUUACCAGUGUUUGGAGUGCGAGAAGAGCUUCGGCCAGAGAUCCAACUUCAUUGUGCACCAGAGGACCCACACGGGGGAAAAGCCCCACAAGUGCUCCGAUUGCGGGAGGUGCUUCAAUGACGGGCGCAACCUCGUGAAGCACAAGAAGACCCACACAGGAGAGAAACCUUACCGGUGCCGCGCCUGCGGGAAAAGCUUCACAAACAAGUCGAGCCUCGUCGUGCACGAGAGGACUCACACCGGAGAAAAGCCGUACGGGUGCUCCGGUUGCGGGAAAGGCUUCACCAGCAAAUCGAGCCUGGUUAAGCACGAGAGAACUCACACAGGGGAGAAGCCUCACACUUGCACGGACUGUGGGAAAAGCUUCGUUCAGAGGUCGAACCUCCUCAGGCACGAGAGGACCCACAAAGGGGAGAAAACGAAUCCGUCCUCAGACGGUGGGGAAAGUUCCGGCGGUGACUCAGCCCUGACUAGAUACGUAGGGGCCCAGGCGGAAGAGAAACCCUAUAAAUGUUCCGAGUGCGGGAAAAGCUUCCACGAGAGACGGAACCUUGUUGUUCACGAGAGGACGCACACGGGGGAGAGGCCGUAUAAGUGCGCUCACUGCGGGAAAACCUUCACCAACAAAACGACUCUCGCCGUCCACAAGAGAACUCACACGGGGGAGAAGCCGUACGGAUGCCCCCGCUGCGGGAAAAGCUUCCCUUACAAGUCGAGCCUGAUCAAACACGAGAGGACCCACACGGGAGAGAAGCCCUACAAGUGCUCCAGCUGCGGGAAAGGGUUCAACCAGAGCGCCAACUUGCUCGCACACGAGAGGACCCACACGGGAGAGAAGCCGUUCAAAUGCUCGGACUGCGGGAAGAGUUUCGGUGACCGGUCGAAUCUGAUCAGGCACCAGAAAAGUCACACCGGAGAGCAACUCUAG